CAGAUCCUUAACCCACUGAGCGAGGCCAGGGAUGGAACCCGGAUCCUCAAGGAUCCUAGUCAGGUUCCUUAACCGCUGAGCCACAGAGAGAACUCCCUAAACGUUGCUGUUUACAGCAUCUCUACAGUUUCUAGAUCUCCGACCUCGCGGGCUUUAUCUCCGGGAUGGGUGGGGAGUGGGGACCGGGAGAAGGGUGGGAGAAGAAGCCAAGCGAUGAGAGAAGUGUAAACUUCCCGGUCCGUUCCCCUCUCCCAUUGCAUCUUCCUAUUAUUCGCCCCUGGCAUCUGUAACUUGUUUCGUCCGCCGACUCGAUUCCCGUCUCCCGUCCAGCUCUCUCUCCAGGACCCGCAGACCCGAUGUCUGUCCCAUGGACACUUCAGAGGACGGUGCUGAAGUGAGGUCGUUCCCUCUUCCCAGCUCCCAGACCUCUUCCCUUUCUGCUCCAAGGGCGCUCGCGCCCUCCGCACCCGCACCUCCUUCAACCAAGAAGGGAGCUCUGUCAAGGGCAUCUCCUAGACGUCGCCCGCAUCCGUGAUCUGAUGUCCGUCCGCCCUGACCACCAAGAUCCCCUUGAACCUGUCACCUUCUUCCUCUUCACCCGCGUCGCUGCUUGCGCUCCUGCCGUUCCAGACCCUCCUGCCGUCGGCGCGAUUUCUUCCCACCCGCCACACAGUCCCCCGGCUGACGGCGUAUGAGUGGCUUCCGCUAGUUCGCAGCACCCAUCCAAAGCUCUCGGCUCAGCCUUCCAGACUUCACCAUCUGCUCCUGCUUGUCUUCCCCCACUUCGCGAUCAGCGCUCCAGCUCCACGACUCCGCUCUCCUGCCCCCCCCCCACCUUUCCCACUCUCCCACUCUCCCUGGCUAAACCCUUUCCACCCGGGGGUCUCGGUUUAGAUGCCAUGUCCUCCCGGAAACCUGCCCCAGGCCAGGAGACGGAAUUCAGUGUAGACGUGUCGGAGUACCUGGGGCCACUGCUGUUUGUGAAACUGCGCAAACGGCACCUCCUUCAGGAUGACGCGUGGUUCUGCAAUUGGAUCUCCGUGCAGGGUCCGGGAGCAAACGGGGACGAGUUCAGGUUCCCCUGCUACCGCUGGGUGGAGGGCGACCGCAUCCUGAGCCUCCCUGAGGGCACUGCCCGCACAGUGGUCGAUGACCCUCAAGGCCUGUUCAAGAAACACAGGGAGGAGGAGCUGGCAGAGAGAAGGAAGCUGUAUCGGUGGGGUAACUGGAAGGAUGGGUUAAUUCUAAAUAUAGCCAGCACCGGCAUACAUGACCUCCCAGUGGACGAGAGAUUUCUGGAGGACAAAAGAAUUGACUUUGAGGCUUCACUGGCCAAGGGGCUGGCAGACCUAGCUGUCAAAGACUCUUUAAAUGUUCUGAUGAGCUGGAACAGCCUGGAUAGCUUCAACAGGAUUUUCUGGUGUGGCCAGAGCAAGCUGGCUGAGCGGGUGCGGGACUCCUGGAAGGAGGAUGCCUUAUUUGGGUACCAGUUUCUCAACGGCACGAACCCCAUGUUGCUGCGGCACUCCGUUGAGCUUCCUGCCCGCCUGAAGUUCCCUCCAGGGAUGGAGGAGCUGCAGGCCCAGCUGGAGAAGGAGCUCCAGGGAGGCACCCUAUUUGAAGCUGACUUCUCCCUGCUGGAUGGGAUCAAGGCCAAUGUCAUCCUGUGUAGCCAGCAGUACCUGGCCGUCCCUCUGGUUAUGCUGAAACUGCAGCCUGAUGGAAAACUCUUGCCCAUGGUCAUCCAGCUCCAACUGCCCCGUGAGGGGUCCCCCCUGCCACCGCUUUUCCUGCCCACGGAUCCACCGAUGGUUUGGCUCCUGGCCAAAUGCUGGGUCCGCAGCUCAGACUUCCAGCUUCAUGAGCUGCACUCUCACCUCCUGAGGGGACACUUGAUGGCUGAGGUCAUUGCUGUGGCCACCAUGAGGUGCCUUCCAUCCAUACACCCUAUCUUCAAGCUUCUCAUUCCCCACUUCCGAUACACGAUGGAAAUUAACGUCCGGGCCAGGAAUGGGCUGGUCUCUGAUUUGGGAAUUUUUGACCAGGUGGUGAGCACAGGUGGGGGUGGCCACGUGGAGCUGCUCAGGCGAGCAGCAGCCUUGCUAACCUAUAGCUCAUUCUGCCCCCCUGAUGACCUGGCUGACCGGGGGCUCCUGGGAGUCGAGUCUUCUUUCUAUGCCCAAGAUGCCCUGCGGCUCUGGGAAGUCAUCUCUCGCUACGUGGAGGGAAUUGUGAGUCUCCACUACAAGACGGACGAGUCUGUGAAGGAGGAUCUUGAGCUGCAGGCUUGGUGUCGAGAGUUCACUGAGAUUGGGCUGCUGGGGGCCCAGGACCGAGGGUUUCCUGUCUCCCUACAGUCCAAGGAGCAGCUCUGCCACUUUGUCACCAUGUGUAUCUUCACCUGCACUGGCCAGCACUCCUCCAACCACCUGGGCCAGCUGGACUGGUACGCGUGGGUCCCUAACGCGCCCUGCACGAUGCGGCUGCCCCCGCCGACCACCAAGGAUGCGACGCUGGAGACGGUGAUGGCAACCCUGCCCAACUUCCAUCAGGCUUCUCUCCAGAUGUCCAUCACUUGGCAGCUGGGCAGAUGCCAGCCCACUAUGGUGGCUCUAGGUCAGCAUGAGGAGGAAUACUUUUCGGGCCCUGGGCCCAAGGCUGUGCUGACAAAGUUCAGGGAGGAGCUGGCUGCCCUGGACAAGGACAUCGAGGUCCGGAAUGCCAAGCUGGCCCUGCCCUACGAAUACCUGCGGCCCAGCCGGGUGGAAAACAGUGUGGCCAUCUGAGCAGCCCCAGCCUUGGGCUGUUUGAGCCCCUUCUGGCCAGGCCACCCCCGUCCAUUCUUUAGCGCUUCCAGUUUGGCCCGCCCUAAACCCCAUCCUCUUCCCAACUCGCACCCUCCCGAGAGAGUCGCCCUCUCACGGUCUGUGCCCACUGCAAGUGCAUUUUACUCUAGACGCACCACCCAGGGACCUCAUUCCCUUUCUUCCUUUCCCCCUCCCUUCCUGCAUCCAGGCCUCCCAGAGGGCAGGUAAUAGCCGCAUUUAUUCGAAAGGAUCCAGAACAGAACAGGGUAACAGUAGGUGUUACUCCCCACUUUUUAUGAGUCGACUAUGAUUUUGAACCUAAAGUGAGUGUAAUGACAAGAAAGAGGUACUUCAGACUAAUGAAAGAAAAGACUUGAGGCCAAACUAUCCCACAUCGAGUAUUGGCAAAAGAAGAGAGAGCCCAGCUUUCUAACCAGAUGGGAUUCACCGCGUGUCCUGAAACCAGACACGACAUGAAGCAAACCACUGACGCAGCCAAGUCCUCGAGAUUUUCAUUCCGUGGCUCAGUAGAAAACGAUAGACGGAAGAAAGCUGGUUCAGUGGCAGAAGCUGCUCCCAGCUAGAGGUAUUUGGCGUCAGGGUUUUGCCCAAGGGAUUCAGAACUAUAACUCACUUGUUGGCUUGGGGAAGCUCCCAAAUUGAAAUGAUUUUACAAAUACUAAAAAAAAUCUCAUUAUUUCAGAGUUCUUCAAUGGUGCAGUGGGUUGGGUCACUGUUGGUGUGGGUUCAAUCUCUGUGUGACCAAAAAAAAAAAAAAACAAAAAACAAAAAAAAAAACCCUCAUUAUUUUAAUAAGGGACAACAAAGGAAUAACAAAAUCCAACUUCUGUAUCUGAUUAAAGUUUUGGACAAAUAA
Molecule: messenger RNA, 3684 nt
Organism: Sus scrofa (pig)
Lineage: Eukaryota; Metazoa; Chordata; Mammalia; Artiodactyla; Suidae
Source: RefSeq, a predicted model, not a curated record